Molecule: messenger RNA, 783 nt
Organism: Perognathus longimembris pacificus (Pacific pocket mouse)
Lineage: Eukaryota; Metazoa; Chordata; Mammalia; Rodentia; Heteromyidae
Gene: Blvrb
Product: biliverdin reductase B
Exons: 5
Coding region: 82-735 (217 amino acids)
Source: RefSeq, a predicted model, not a curated record
GGCGGAGAACCCUGCCAGCAGCCAUUGGGUUCCCGCGCGUCCUGAUCCUCUGUCCUAGCAGACUCUUGGACCCCUGGCAGCAUGGCUGUCAAGAAAAUCGCAAUCUUCGGGGCCACCGGAAAGACCGGACUCACCACUAUGGCGCAGGCGGUGCAAGCAGGUUAUGAAGUCACUGUGCUGGUUCGGGACAUGUCCAGGCUGCCGUUGGAGGGGCCCCGGCCAGCCCACGUGGUCGUGGGUGACGUUUUGAAGGCCGCUGAUGUGGACAAGACAGUGGCUGGACAGGAAGCCGUCAUUAUCCUCCUGGGCACUGGCAGUGACCUCAGUCCUACGACUGUGAUGUCCCAGGGCACCCAGAAUAUUGUGGCAGCCAUGAAGGCACAUGGAGUGGACAAGACAAGACGGUUCUGGCUGACCCUGCCCUGUGUAUUCCCUCCCACCCUCACAGCCUUUCUGUUAUGGGACCCUGCUAAGGUACCCCCACGCCUGCAGGAGGUGACCAACGACCACAUCCGGAUGCACAAAGUACUGCAGGAGUCUGGCCUGAAGUAUGUGGCUGUUAUGCCUCCACAUAUAGGGGACCAGCCACUCACUGGGGCCUACACUGUGACUUUGGAUGGACGGGGGCCUUCAAGGGUCAUCUCCAAACAUGACCUGGGUCACUUCAUGCUGCGCUGUCUCACCACGGAUGAGUACAAUGGGCACAAUACUUACCCAUCCCACCAGUAUGACUAGGAUCCCAACCCUGCCUAGAAGGCUGGGAUUCUGGGAAAUGAGCCCCAA